This is a messenger RNA of Linepithema humile (Argentine ant), 5113 nucleotides long. RefSeq lists its product as uncharacterized. NCBI's taxonomy places the organism in Eukaryota, Metazoa, Arthropoda, Insecta, Hymenoptera, Formicidae. The record is from RefSeq and is a predicted model, not a curated record.
GUCUCUUUCAUGUUGCCGCUCUUUUCUAACUAGCUAGAAAAUCUUGCUACGCUUGCGCAGAGUGCUUGCGUACAUCAUGCAAUUCUCGAUCAUUGUGUAUGAGCCCGGUCUGCAGUCUAGCAGCAAUAAUUACGGAUUUUCGAGAAUCUCUCAUAAUAUGAAGAUAAAAUAUUAAUUCAUCGAAACUAAUUGCAAUUUUCUGUAGGAUUUUGGAAUAGAUUUUUAGUACUUUUACAACGGGAUGAAGCUGAGAGAAGGUGGCGGUUAUGAAACCCUGAGCAAGGCCACGGUUUUUCAUCGCCCACGGCGGUUUUGUUACAUACCGGAGCACGUCGUGGUCGAUCACCGACAGCCGUGUCGCAUGCAUAGACUUACGAAUGUAAAUCCGCCCGCCACGUGUCGAUCCCGCUACAUAGUCCAAGUUUUCUGUGUCAAAUAGCUGUAGUGGCUACUCCUUGCCUGCUGCUCCUCGCAGAGGCACACGGGAACGCCUGUGGAAAAUUGUUAUUCAUACGUAGACCUUUAUGACCUCCAAUCACUUCCGCGAAAGAUUAGUUGGUAAAUGUGGAAUUCGUUUUCUCGAGAAUGUCGCUAGACGCUGAGAGUUUCUAAGUAAUUAACGAGUGAAAGGAUUUUUUGCGCAUGGAAGUAAGUAGCAGAACGACGAUUCUUCAAUUGACCUCAGCAGUGGAUCUUGCUUUAAUAGGAUUUUAAGUUAUGAAGAUAUAUAAUACAAAGGAUUGGAGAGAAUUAUGUUAAUACAUGAUGUUUCUAUGCCGUCAAUUUUCUGGACUUUUCCCGAACGAUGCGCCCAAUGACACAUUGCGUGACGCAUUCAGCCGCAGAAAUGGAUACAUUUUCGGAAAGUAAUGCUUAGCCUACAAAACUCGCCUAAAUGAGGAUAGCCCGCCGCACGUAAACAGAGCGUGUUGGCGACCUAUUACUAGAAAACACGCUUCUAUAUUGCUUUUAUCCAUAAUGCAUUCGUCGUGCAUAAUAACGCGAAUCACGCGUUCGCUCGUUAACGUUAAUCAGCGUUUCGGCGCCGGUCAUCGUAGCGCGAUUUACGCAUAAUUCAUUUCGAUAGCGAUAAACAAUGCCGAGCUAAUUUAUCUCAGUCACCGUCUAGGCAUAAUUUAUUCCAAUGCUGGCGAAAUCGAUUUUAUAAAUGGAAUAAUAAAUGUACGCGUGAAAAGGAACCGAAACAAAGUAAUGCAUAAACUGGAUGUUCAAUCUAUAAAUAUCGCGAGGAAUUCACCGCGGUCAGGACUCGGGGAAUCUAGGCGAGCCUCGCGCGAUCUCGUUGUUGCUCCGGAUCGUCGCAUCGAUGCAACCGAUCGGGCUCGGUAACGCGAAACUUCCUUCGCGUAUCCGCGAAGGUCGUCCGCUGAUUCCGUUACGCUCGGAUCCAUUCGCGAACUCGUAAUACGUUCACUGAACUUCCCAGCGAUGAACCAUGCCAGCGAGUGCAGAGGGAGGUGUUCCGCGAUCGGAUCGCCGACGGGUCGAUUCGAGGCGCGAUUAGCGAGAUCCUCCUAAUAAGAAGAACUGACGCAGCAUCCCGCUACUGAAACAGUUAUGAUGGAUUACUGGCGCCUUUUUUUAUUCGCCAUCAGCACGCCACCAAUUUACAUUUAGAUUGAAUCGCGAAUUCUUGAUACGAAUGUUAACGACGAUAAUAUGCGAAUAUGGAUGAAUGCGUGAAAGCAAACGGAAUUGGAAGAGGGAGGAGAUUGCAAUUUAAAAACGGGAUCAUUCUUUCGUUUAUCGCAUGACUAAUUGUUUAUUCGUGUCAACAAAAUUUAAAUAAGUAAAUCGAGUUUAACACAGUUUGUUUUUUCAGAUACACAAGUUGCGAAAGAGCGAUGAAUCAUUGAAAAUGAACGAUGAUCAUUAUCGACUUUUUUGCCAAAGAAGCUAUGAAAAGGAUGAAAAGGAUAUCCUGUGACACUUUUCGUGAUUCUCUUUGAGACACUUGAUGGACAGAGGAAAAAAUGACUUCCAAAUUUAGAUGAUGAUGAGCGAAAUAUGAACAUAGCGUAUAAUAUAAGGAUUCCAACAUAUAAUUGACACUGUUACGAAGAAAGGAUGACAAAUAAAACAUGUCAGAAGCGCAGCGUGAAAACAGAGCAAUUUUGGUGCAUUGAAAAGUUGUGAAUAUCGCCUCUUCUUAAACCGCAAAGUGACUACGAAAAAUGCUCCUCACUUAAAAGUAGACCUCUCGGAAUCCUCACCGAUAUCGGUCCGGCGCGAUUGGAUAGUUCCAUUGAAAAUGGUAGCAAAGAUGUGUGGUCAUUGGCCGUACGGUUUACCCCCACGUGUACUCGCAGGCUAUAUAGAAGACCCCGCGAGGAAUUUCAUCUUCAGAACUGAGAAUCAGUGUCACGGAAGUCUACCGGAAAGUAACGAAAAUGCGGUGUAUCCAGUACGUGUCGUUAUGCCUGAUCGCGCUUGUCCUGGGACAAGCUGCGGCGUUACCGCAGCAUCCUGUAUACCCGCAGCAGUAUCAGCAACAACAGGUCGGAGGGGAAAGAAAAUUCGCGGAGAAGCCGAACGCGAUGAAAAAGGUGGCGAUCGACGAUCUUGAGGACAUCAGCACUAAUCAGAUUCAGGAGGGUGGCAGCAGCGGCUUCUCGUGGUCCAACAUGCUGGGGAUGCUGAUGCAAAUGCUGCUGGGACAGACUGGAGGUGUGACCGGACCUAGCAAGAACGAGAUAGACGACGGCGCGACGACGAGCCCGUGGACCAACCUGUUCUCCGUAGGUCUCAGGGUCCUCACGGCGCUUCUGGGCGUGCCUCAGCAGCCGGUAGACGGUAUCGACAAGGUGGAUAAUCAGAAUAGUCCUAUGCAGGCAAUAUUGACUGCGGUGCUGGGCGCGUUUCUAGGACAGGGCAGAGACCCCGAACAGAUUGCUGUAAUGGCGAAAAAUGCUUCCGAGUUCAUCAGCAUAGUCAUCAAUCUGCUGGACGCCUUGAAAACCUCGUUCUCCCAUCGCUCUCUGACGGCUCGCUCGCUCGGAAAACGCGACACCAUCUCCGACGCCGCGAUAGCGUCGAUCUCUAUGCUGAAGGGUUAUAUGAGGUCCGUUAAGUCCUUCAGCUACGUAGGUCGCGCCGAGGAGGAAGGUCAGCGCGGAUGCGCCGAGAGGGCUCUUUGCGAGGCCAGCGCGGAGUGUAUCGCUGACACGCCAGGCCCGUCGUCGAUCUUCUGCCAACUUGGAUCGUACGCGACGAGCUAUCUUCUGCAGAGGCAGAGCGGCGUCGGCUUCGAGGCCUUAUACGAAGCAGGACGACGCGGCCGCACGGGCGAGGACUGCAGGACCCUCUUCAUGGAUUGCAACGCCGUAUGAGCACAUUUGUCUUCGCGGCGUUCCGUCAAGCGUGGCUUAGAUUCUGUAGGACUUCAUAAUCUCCGUCGUUUUACAUUAUAGUUAACUAAACGACACGAAAGUCUCAUAGUCAUCUAAAAGACGUCUGGAAAAAGGACGUUGCUUAGAUGGCUCUCAGAAAUUUAAAUACUAUUUAUUACCAAGCCAUUUUCGAAUCGACUCGGAUCAGUAAGGAUUUACGGUGCCUCGCUAUCUUAGCCACGCUAGAAUGGAAAUGUAGAUUUUAAUGAAUGCGGCCGCAGGCGCUCGAGGAGCGCGCUGAGCCGGGAUUCGCAUCGAAUCUCGCCGACAGCUCGGCGACCUCAUGACUGAAUCGUUUCUUCGCGCGGCGAAUUCGGCGCGCGUGUAACUAAAAUAGCGCAUUCUAAGGCAAAUCUCGAAAAGCAGAAUUAUUUUUACGAGUGACUGUGUGAUGUCGCGAGUAAACAAAAUGUUCAAUAGUCCAAUCUCACCAAGACUCGUCUCGUAAAGUAAGAGAUUUAUGUUCCAAUGAAAGUUUUCGGUCGCCUAUUUAUCGCAUUGAGAGUUGCGAAUUUCCUUCCGUAUCGAUCGCCGAGUUCCGCCACGCCGAUUACAUAAUUAUAUUCUUAUUUCUAUUUAUUAUUAAAAGCGUAUUAAAUGUAGGCGUAGAGAGAGUGCCCGUGGUUGGGACUCGACACGAGUUCCAGUAUUCUAGCUACGGUGACUGCAAUACAAGGUAGCGGAAGCUUGAUUGUUGGUACUUUUACGUGCACAAUGCGCAAAAUACACACGAUGUCCGAAACUUCAUGUACCUUGGAACAAUGAAAUUCAUGUCGAAUCAGACGGAUGAAACCAGUGCCGUUUAAUGAUUAGGUAGAAAAAUUAGCGUUUCGCUCUGUCGUACUUAAAAAUUCUUACAGUUUCGGCACAUUCAAUUUUUGAUGCAAUAAGUACGCGAGAAGGAAUCUCAUGACAAUUGUGUCAUUUUCCGUGUGCCUGUAGUCUCGAAAAUUGAAUUCAGGGUAACUGUACUAGUUACAAGUUCUGCACUUAAUGCCUAAGUUAUUACACGCAUCGCGCAUUUAGCAUUAAAUGCAGGGUAUGUACAUGAAGCGUUAUGAUAGUAAGGCUUUUAGGGAGGAAGACGCGCUUAGAGCUGUUGGAGAUAAUGGAUCGGUAAUAUUGUUGUGCUCGAUGAGCUUCGUUCGAAUACCGUUAUCGUUCUUAUGAAAGAAAAAUAAUUGAAAUUAUUUAGGUCUGUAAUUUUUAUAAGAAAUUUAAAUGUUAUUCUACUCAUUAAUUUGUCGAUCUACAAAAUAAAGUUUGAUUUUCAAAGAGUAUAGCUCUUUUAUUAUAUUUAGGAAAUAAAAACGUAAAUUUUACUCUAAUUUAUCCUAAAUCAAAGACGAAAAAUGCAACUAGCAAAUUAAUAAAACAGCAUUAAACUUCCCAUACAAGUCUUACAGAUAUUUUACAAUAACAGUGUUCGAACGAGUUUCGUUCUCCGAAUGGCCCUCCCUAUUUAACGUACGUGUUAAUGUCUCAGGAUGUUAUAAUUUCUUUCCUUUAGCAACCGCCCUGAAUCUAUUAGCUACUGUAUAUAGAUACACAUGUAUACGGGUGGAGUUAACUUUUCGUUAUUUCUUUUUCUGUAAUAUCCACGUAGCGCUCUCGUUAGUACACAUGGCAUAGGCGUAAGUUGUAUGUAUAUGUGUAGUACGAUUAUAUUAAUAUAUACACCAAUAAACAUUAUUUAUCAAGCA